This is a messenger RNA of Meleagris gallopavo (turkey), 7847 nucleotides long. The record is from RefSeq and is a predicted model, not a curated record. NCBI's taxonomy places the organism in Eukaryota, Metazoa, Chordata, Aves, Galliformes, Phasianidae.
CGGGUCCUCCAAUCACUCCGCACGGCUUCACAGGAAUCCCAUUCGAUCCCGUUGGUGACUUGGGUAAGUCGUUCCUUCAGAAAAGCAUGCUUUGCUGGGUGAAAAUGAAUGAUUUCUGUAGGAUCUGUCUUGGGUGGCAAUGAAGUUUCUGCUGCAGUAUUUUCCGGGCAUCUUUCGGGUUUAUAUUCAAUGAAAUGUUAUUUUUCACCAUUUGGACAGCUGCGUGCUCUUUGUUGUGUGUUGUGUGGAAAGGCAGUUUUCCUCCAAACAAAAGGGAGGGAUGGAGCCAGGUCUGGCGCCUCACUUUGGUCUGCAUUCAUCUCCCACCCAGGGUGAACAGAUUGAAGAAGCGUUCGGUUUUCCGUAAAAAUAGCAAGACGGAGGUUUUGCAUGCAGAGGUGCGUGCACAUGUUCAUGCAUGUGUGCACACUGCAAGCAGGCAGGGAGCAGCUUCCCCAGCUGCAAGCCGAGAUCCUGGCACCAAUGCAGCCGAUAACAGGCUUGGGGAUCCUGCAAGGAGCACAGAGGUGGCAUUUUUAGGUUUCCAGACACAAAGCUCAAGUAUGAGCACUGCUUUCUGCCCAGGAGAUUGCCAUUAAAUUCAAUAAAUAUUUCUGACCUGGGUGAUCUGACUGUUCUCUUUGGCCAAAAUCUGUUGGACAGUAAGCUGGUGCUGUAACAUGAGAUUCAUCGCUUGAUUUGCAUUGCUGCCGGUCACAGGGCUCGUUUAACCUUCUAUGAAUGCUCUAUCCACCUCUGCCCAAGCUGGGUCCUCUCUCAGGAUGUUCCAGCAUUGCCUUAGACAUCCUCUGACCUCUCCAGAGGAGCUGGUGUAUCUCAAUGCCAAGCAGAAAGAGCUGCGUUGGUUCUGGAAACUGAAGGAGCUGGUAGAGCCCACAGGGACAGGUUCUUGGGGUAUCUCUUGAGUCACCAUCCCCAAUCCCCUCCCUGCAACACAAAAAUGCUGGCAUCCUGCCAUCCCAUACCAAACGUCAUUCCAAUACAUCAGCAGACAAGUUGGAGGACACUCCCCAUCCCACCAAAACCCCUAAGCAUUUGGAUAUCUUCCCAGUGCUCUGGUAAAGCACAGCUUGCCAUAGAGAGUAGCGGAGGCACCCAGACUCUCAUUAAUGUGCACAGCUUGACCCCACCAAUCCUCCCCCUCUUCCAUGUUCAGCCAAAAACUCUCCCAUCCUUAGGUCUGCUACUUUUCUUGCAGGCUUGCUUGAAUCUGCAGAAAGAUGUCUCACUUCUUAGACAGUGUUUCCACCAUCAUUACUGUCUUUCACCAACAUGCAAAGGAAGAUGGAGACCAAUCCAAAUUCAACCGAAGAAAGAUGAAGGAGUUCAUUCAGAAGGAAUUUGCAGAUGCCAUAGUGAACCCACACGACCCUCAGACAAUUGACAAGAUUCUGCAGUUUCUGGAGUGGGAUGGGGAUGGAGAAAUCGAUUUUAAUGAGUUUCUGCUUUUAGUAUUCAGAGUGGCUAAAGCCUGCUACUGGUACCUGCAGAAGGGACAACGCCUUCUGCAAAGAACAAAGCUGAUAACCAGCAGCAAGACAGUCCAAGAGCCUGAAAUUAAGAACAGAGGGAGCCGUCAGCAGUUCCAGGAAGAGGAAUCACGAACACUUGAACGCAAUCGCCAUCCCCCCUGCAUACCUGAACCACGAGACACCAGGGUCCAGGAUCUUGAGACACACGAGGAGACGGGAAGUCAUUGCCAGCAACGUAACACACAAAGUAGAGCUGAUGCAAGACAAAGCACCAGGCCAAGGGAAAUGAUCCCUCAAGAAUAUGAAGAACAAAACCAAGAGCCAUGCGACCAACGAAGCAGCCGAAGACGUCAGCAACCCGAGCUGGACAGACUGGGAGAUUUACAAAACCACAAGCGCGGCAGCUUGAAGACAGCACACAGAGAUGAGAGACAAAAUCAAGAGAAGCCUCAUCGAGAGCAACUAGCAGACGUGAGGAGCUGCAGCCAUUCCUGUGAACCACAGCUGCUGCCAGACCGGCGGAGUGGCCGUCAGCCACGUGAAUCAACAUUGCCAGUGUAUGAUCAAAGAAACCAUCGACCACAAGAUCAAGAGGCAGUGGCACAUGGGAGAAGCAGCCGUCGGCCACAUGAGCCAGAAGAAGCAGAUAGAGGAAGGCGCAAUCAAAUCCAAAAGCCUGAAUUACUCAAAGAUGAGAGAAGCCGCAACCACCUACGUGAGCUGGAACAAAAAGAACUUGAAAGAAGCAGCCGCCAGCUGUGCAAGUCUGAAUACCUGGAUUCAGAAAGGCUGCAUCAGUCAUACCUCCAGGAACCGCUAGUAAUAGAACACAGAUACAAUAACACAAAGGAGCUAGAAGAAGACUACUAUGAACAAGGGAAAACACAGAAGGGCAGGAGACCACGUGAAUCCAUGACAUAUGAAAGGACAAGAGAAGACAUUGUGGCGGAAGCUGAAGCUGAUAUAGAGAUCCAACAUGUAAUACGAAACAGGGAGAGAAAAGAGGAAGCCAGGAGACCCCAUGGAUCAGUGAGGUCUGAAUGGACACAAGAGGACACUGUGGCUGAAGCCGAAGCUGAUGUGAUCAGACAUGUGACCCAAGAAAGGGGCAGAGAAGAGACAAGGAGACCCUGUGAGUCGGUGAGGGACGUGAAGACACGGGAGGACAUUGUGGCUGAAGAUGAAGCCGACGUGGAGAUCCGCCGUGUGUCCCAAGAACGGGAGAGAGAAGGGGAAGCCAGGAGACCCCGCGAAUCACAGAGGUAUGAAAGGACACGGGAGGACAUUGUAGCUGAAGCUGAAGCUGAAGCUGAUGUGGAGAUCCGACGUGUAACCCAAGAAAGGGACAGAGAACAGGCCAGGAGACCCCGUGAAAGGGCAAGGUACAUGAAGACUCAGGAGGACAUUGUGGCUGAAGCCGAAGCUGAUGUGGAGAUACACCGUGUAACCCAAGAAAGGGGCAGAGAAGAGGCCAGGAGACCCCAUGAAAUUCCGAGGUAUGUGAAGACUCAGGAGGACAUUGUGGCAGAAGCUGAAGCUGAUGUGGAGAUUAGACGUGUAACCCAAGAAAGGGACAGAGAACAGGCCACGAGACCACGUGAAACGACGAGGUAUGUAAAGACUCGGGAGGACAUUGUGGCUGAAGCUGAAGCUGAUGUGGAGAUCCGACGUGUAACCCAAGAAAGGGACAGACAAGAAGCCAGGAGACCCCGUGAAAGGGUGAGGUACGUGAAGACUCAGGAGGACAUUGAAGCUGAAGCUGAAGCUGAUGUGGAGAUCCACCGUGUGUCCCGGGAAUGGGAGAGAAAAGAGGAGGCAAGGACACCACGUGAAUCAGUGAGAUCUGACAGGACACAGGAGGAUGUAGUGGCAGAAGCUGAAGCUGAUGUUGAGAUCCGCUAUGUGACCCAAGAAAGGGACAGAGAAGAAGCCCGGAGACCACGUGGAAAGGCAAGGUACGUGAAGACACGGGAGGACAUUGUGGCUGAAGCUGAAGCUGAUGUAGAGAUCCGCCGUAUCUCCCGGGAACAGGAGAGAAAACAGGAGGCCAGGAGACCCCGUGAAACACAGAGGUACGUGAAGACACGGGAGGACAUUGUAGCAGAAGCUGAAGCCGAUGCUGAGAUCCGACAUGUAACCCAAGAAAGGGACAGAGAAGAAGCCCGGAGACCCCGUGAAACGGCGAGGUACGUGAAAACACAGGAGGACAUUGUGGCAGAAGCGGAAGCUGAUGUGGAGAUCCGCCGUGUUUCCCGGGAACGGGAGAGACAAGAGGAGGCCAGGAGACCCCGUGAAUCACAGAGGUACGUGAAGACUCAGGAGGACAUUGUAGCUGAAGCCGAAGCUGAUGUUGAGAUCCGCCGUGUAACCCAAGAAAGGGACAGAGAAGAAGCCAGGAGACCCCGUGAAUCAGCGCGAUUCCAGAGGACACAAGAGGACAUUGUGGCAGAAGCUGACGCUGAUGUGGAGAUCCGCCGUGUGUCCCAGGAACCCAAGAGAGAAGAAGAAGCCAGAAGACCCCGUGAAUUGGUAAGAUCUGAGCGGAUACAGGAGGACAUUGUGGCUGAUAUUGAAGCCGAUGUGGAGAUUAGACGUGUGACACAAAAAAGGGAGAGAGAAGAAGCCAGGAGACCCCGUGAAUCAGUGAGAUGUGAGCGCACACGGGAGGACAUUGUAGCUGAAGCCGAGGCUGAUGUGGAGAUCCGCCGUGUGUCCCAAGAACGGGACAGAGAAGGGGAAGCCAGGAGACCCCGUGAAUCAGCCCGAUUCCAGAGGACACAAGAGGACAUUGUGGCUGAAGCCGAAGCUGAUGUGGAGAUCCGACGUGUAACCCAAGGAAGGGAGAGACAAGAGGAGGCCGGGAGACCUCAUGAAUCACAGAGGUACGGGAAGGCAAGGGAGGACAUUGUGGCUGAAGCUGAAGCUGAUGUUGAGAUCCGCCGUGUAACCCAAGAAAGGGACAGAGAAGCCAGGAGACCCCGUGAAACGGCAAGGUACGUGAAGACACGGGAGGACAUUGUGGCUGAAGCUGAGGCCGAUGUUGAGAUCCGCCGUGUUUCCCGGGAACGGGAGAGACAACAGGAAGCAAGGAGACCCCGUGAAUCACAGAGGUACGUGAAGACACGGGAGGACAUUGUAGCAGAAGCUGAAGCCGAUGCUGAGAUCCGCCGUGUAACCCAAGAAAAGGAGAGAGAAGGGGAAGCCAGGAGACCCCGUGAAUCAGCCCGAUUCCAGAGGACACAAGAGGACAUUGUGGCAGAAGCUGAAGCUGAUGUGGAGAUCCGACGUGUAACCCAAGAAAGGGACAGACAAGAAGCCAGGAGACCCCGUGAAUCAGCCCGAUUCCAGAGGACACAAGAGGACAUUGUGGCUGAAGCCGAAGCUGAUGUGGAGAUCCGACGUGUGACACAAAAAAGGGAGAGACAAGAGGAGGCCAGGAGACCCCGUGAAUCACAGAGGUCUGAGCAGACACGGGAAGACAUUGUGGCAGAAGCUGACGCUGAUGUGGAGAUCCACCGUGUAAGCCAAGAAAGGGACAGAGAAGAAGCCAGGAGACCCCGUGAAUCGGCAAGGUACGUGAAGACUCAGGAGGACAUUGUGGCUGAAGCUGAGGCCGAUGUUGAGAUCCGCCGUGUUUCCCGGGAACGGGAGAGACAACAGGAGGCCAGGAGACCCCGUGAAUCACAGAGGUACGUGAAGACACGGGAGGACAUUGUAGCAGAAGCUGAAGCUGAUGUAGAGAUCCGCCGUGUAACCCAAGAAAGGGACAGAGAAGAUGUCAGGAGACCCCGUGAAACAGCAAGGUACGUGAAGACACAGGAGGACAUUGUGGCAGAAGCUGAAGCUGAUGUGGAGAUCCGACGUGUAACCCAAGAAAGGGACAGACAAGAAGCCAGGAGACCCCGUGAAAGGGCGAGGUACGUGAAGACUCGGGAGGACAUUGUAGCGGAAGCCGAAGCUGAUGUGGAGAUCCGACGUGUGACACAAAAAAGGGAGAGACAAGAGGAGGCCAGGAGACCCCGUGAAUCGGUGAGGUCUGAGCAGACACGGGAAGACAUUGUGGCUGAAGCUGAAGCUGAUGUGGAGAUCCGCCAUGUAAGCCAAGAAAGGGACAGAGAAGAAGCCCGGAGACCCCGUGAAACGGCAAGGUACGUGAAGACACGGGAGGACAUUGUGGCUGAAGCUGAGGCCGAUGUUGAGAUCCGCCGUGUUUCCCGGGAACGGGAGAGACAACAGGAGGCCAGGAGACCCCGUGAAUCACAGCGAUACGUGAGGACUCGAGAGGACAUUGUGGCUGAAGCUGAAGCUGAUGUGGAGAUCCGACGUGUGACACAAAAAAGGGAGAGACAAGAGGAGGCCAGGAGACCCCGUGAAUCGGUGAGGUCUGAGCAGACACGGGAAGACAUUGUGGCAGAAGCUGAAGCUGAUGUGGAGAUCCGCCGUGUGUCCCAGGAACGCAAGAGAGAAGAGGAAGCCAGAAGACCCCGUGAAUUGGUGAGAUCUGAGCGGAUACGGGAGGACAUUGUGGCUGAUAUUGAAGCCGAUGUGGAGAUUAGACGUGUGACACAAAAAAGGGAGAGAGAAGAAGCCAGGAGACCCCGUGAAACGGCAAGGUACGUGAAGACACGGGAGGACAUUGUGGCUGAAGCUGAAGCUGAUGUGGAGAUCCGACGUGUAAGCCAAGAAAGGGACAGACAAGAAGCCAGGAGACCCCGUGAAUCACAGAGGUAUGAACGGACACGGGAGUACACUGUAGCUGAAGCUGAAGCUGAUGUGCAGAUCCGACGUGUAACCCAAGAAAGGGACAGACAAGAAGCCCAGAGACCCCAUGAAACGGCGAGGUACAUGAAGACUCAGGAGGACAUUGUAGCUGAAGCCGAAGCUGAUGUGGAGAUCAGACGUGUGACACAAAAAAGGGAGAGAGAAGAAGCCAGGAGACCACGUGAAUCGGUGAGGUCUGAGCAGACACGGGAGGACAUUGUGGCAGAAGGUGAGGCUGAUGUGGAGAUCCACCAUGUGUCCCAAGAACAGGAGAGAGAAGGGGAAGCCAGGAGACCCUGUGAAUCAGCCAGAUUCCAGAGGACACAAGAGGACAUUGUGGUUGAAGCUGAAGCUGAUGUGGAGAUCCGCCACAUUUCCAGAGAACUGUUGCAUGAAGAAGAGGCCACGAGACCACGUAAAUUGGUGACAUAUGCAAGGACUCAGGAGGAAACUGUGGCUGCAGCUGAAGCAGAGAUCUGCCGUGAGAAGGAACAGCAGAGAGAUAGCCUCCGUAAGCAUGAGGAACCUGUGGAGGAGAGGAGGACUGUACAGGUACAAGUGAGGGAAGAUGCCAUUGUAAACGAAAGGAGUCUUGAUCGUCAGCGGGACCUGGAAGUGGAGCAAAAUAGGUUCCCAGUACACAAUGAUCAGGGAAGAAGGCAGGACAGAAGCCUCUACCAAACUGUGGACAUUGAUAGCAGAGACCUCGUCCCCCAUGGAGAAGUGCCGUCUGUCACUGAUGUGAGGGUCCGCUAUAUUCCCUCUGUCCCUGAUGUACGCCCAGAGGUACAGACUGUCCCUGAGCCCUGUGAGCCUCAGACCAUUGCAUAUUUGAUCCAUGUUAUCCAGAACCUGAAUGAUCCCAAAGCUACCACAUAUGAGAUCAUCUGUCAGCAGUCCAAUGGCUCAGAGCAGCCUGUCUAUGUAAGGAAAUGCUACGUUUCACCACAGCCACCAGAUGGGCCGUGCAAAGACAGCAGUGUUGUGGAGCCUGAACCACAGCAUCUUCCAUCUUCCAGUUCCCAGGAAAAUGCAAGGGAGCUCAAGGAGCCCAGGAAAAGUGAGACUCGGGAAAGGUCUACAACAGCAGUAAAGGAAGCGGCUCAGCAGGCUUCUGCCCCUGAGUUGGAUGGCUUGAAGGGUGACACCAAUCAGUCUGAGACUAGGGAAGACAGGAGGGACCACCAGAGUCCCCGGGUGAAUGAUGUGGAAGAGAAGAAUCGUCAGCCAGAGGAUGAUGGACCAAAAGCCACAGGAGAGGAAGUCUCACAGGAAGCCGAAUCCCGAGGAAACAAAGACAGGAAGGCCAAGAGCCAAUCACCUCCAUCCCGAGAUCCAGAGCUGCAGGAAGCUCGCAAGCAGGGCCAGCAAGCUGCAGAAGAGCCACGUCACCAAAGGGACGAAGCUGGCUGCUGCCACGAGGAUGCAGAGCUCCCCUCACCAGAGAGGAGCCGCCAGACACGAGAAGAUGAAAACAGCAAAAGGAGCUCCCAGCAAGAGGGUACCACUCAGCCUCAAAGUGAGGAGGAACACAGGCCCGUGGCUCCACAAGAACCAAGCCAGCCUACGAGGGAUGAGGCCAAGGCACCCUGA